AUGAAUAAAGUUAAUCCUCAUGUGCUAUUACUUUGUUCUAUGAUUGAUAUUGGAAAUCAUCGUUUAGAAGAACUUGCAUUUAAUAGAUGUCAUUCAAUCGAUUUAACUUUCUGUUAUAUUGGAACACCAUAUCGACCAUUUAUUCGACGAUUUUGUUCUCAUGUCAUGCCACGUAUCAGCCAUCAUAUUCAAUCAUUAACAAUUAAUCUUAGUCAAAUAUCGUAUAUUAAAACUUUUGCUGAAAACAACUUUAAUGGAACUUUUCCAAAUUUGACACAUUUGAAAAUAAUGUUGGGGGUUAAACAGGCUAAAACAGGCAUACCUUAUACAAGUAAAUUAUGA
Messenger RNA from Rotaria sordida, 342 nucleotides. The record is from the annotation of a GenBank genome assembly. NCBI's taxonomy places the organism in Eukaryota, Metazoa, Rotifera, Eurotatoria, Philodinida, Philodinidae.